Molecule: messenger RNA, 4459 nt
Organism: Seminavis robusta
Lineage: Eukaryota; Bacillariophyta; Bacillariophyceae; Naviculales; Naviculaceae
Source: the annotation of a GenBank genome assembly
CGAUACCUGUUGUCCAUCUCGCCGGAUUACUAAAGUGCUGCAGCUGUGCUACUCGAUCGGAGUCCCGUGGAUAGCAAGUAAUCCUGAUUAUGGGGAGCAUCGGUACCGGUAGGUAAGUACUGUACAGCAGUCUAUCCGAGAAGCUCGCCAGAGCGGCCCACCGUGAAGAAGUAUUAAUAGUCUACAUGUAGUGUUUGGUGUUUGGUUGUGGAGCAGAGAUUCGCUUCUACUAGAUAGCUAGACUACUAUCGUAGCAAACCAGAUAUACGCAAAGACGAAGCACUAGAAACAAUAGCUAAAUCAAACCUUAGGAAGUGAACCUCAGACCUCAGGGGUUAUGGAAUCAGGAAAAGCGGGAAACUCAUCCGAUGAAGACCGGAAGCCUCGCAAUGCCGAGGAAAAGGCAAGGCUGGAAGCUGAAGCCAAGGCUCGGGAAGAUGAGGAAGAGGAAGAAGACGUAAAAUCACAGCCAAGAAAAAGGCGAGCCAAGGGCAAGAGGAAGAAGGAGAGCCCAGUCCCUGGCGAGACCAAGCAGGAGAGGAGGAAAAGGAUCAAUCGAGUUAGUGCUAAAAGGAAACGGAUCAAAAAGACGGCGGAGCUCGAAGAGCUCCAAGGAGAACACGAGAGACUCAGCGAGGAAAACCAAGAGCUCAAGAAUGCAAAUCUCGCCAUGCGAGAACGGAUUUCAAUGCUGAGAAAGUUUUUCCCCCAGGGCAGCACUCAACCUGCUCAGCAGGGCAGGGUGACAACCCCAAAACCACCAGCCUCCCCAGCUGCUGCCAAAUCUCCGGCGGCGUCUCAUCCUCUCCAAGUUGUCGCGGCUCCUUCGCCAGCAACCGCAAGUGUCAGCUCGUCAAUCACCGAACGGCCGGCAGCACCGCCAGCUCUUCCUGCAAGUGGCGGCGAUUCAUCGGCUAAUCUUCUGACCCAGUUGAGUCCGAAUGAACUCAGUGCGUUUGAGAGAGCUGUUGUCAAUGAGGUACUGAGACGGCGUCAACAGGAAAACCCACAGCCUCCCCAACAGAUUGCAGGGCAGCGUGCAAAUGGAAACGAAGAGAAAUCGCAAUCGAUGGAAUCUGUGCUGUUUGAGGAGCUUCAGGAGAGACUUGCUUCGGGAGCUCAAGCCCCAGUGCACAGCAAUGAAGAAGAGAAACACCCCGGAGUUGCUGUUACUCUUGCACAGACGUUUCUUCAGCAGCAGAGGCACUCAUCUGGGGCGACAGGACUUGAAGACAAUUUUCAAUCUGUUGUCCAACUUCAGGGCCAGCCAGGUUUUCGCAAUGAAGCCCAGAGAGCUUUCCAGGCGCCGGGACCCGCUUCUGCCACUCUGUUUCAUCAACUUUCCCAAGCCAUACAAUCGCGGAAUCAACAUCAUUCUGGACCCCCAAGCCGUCAAGUGGUAGGAAGCGAGAACUCUGCGCUCCAUCGACUGAACCCCCAAGCUGCUUCUCUUCCUGAUCCAGAUAUUGUACAGAGACUGCAGGACAUUCUACAGCAGCAGCAGCAGCAGCCUCAGACGGCGAAUAAUCCUGGGUUGCGUGAGCGUCAGCCUCAAUCUUCCACACCUGAGGGAGCUUCUGCUUUUGGUUCCAGUGAAUUGUCGAGUGCACUUGAAGGCAAUCAGAUACAGCAAGUACUGCGUUUAGCCCGGCAGCAGCAAGAUGACGGCGCCAGAGCUUCUGGCCAUCAGGAGCUUGCGGACGAGCUUCAAAGCAACCCUCUGCUCCAGCAAAUAGUCCAACUGGCACAGCAGCAGCAACAACAACAACAGCAGCAACAACAGCAGCAGGAAGCCUACCCGGCCUCUGGUCAUCAAGAAAUUUUGAGCAGAAAUCAAAGGGACCAGCCGCUGAAUCAAAUACGCCACAUACCACAACCUGAUCAGCCACCAACGCGUAAUCAGGCCUUGGGAAAUCAGGAAGUUUCGGGGACAUCUCAGGGGGGUCCUGUGCAACAAAUUUUUGCGAUGUUGCAGCAACAAUCAUCGGGUAAUCAUUCUCAGGAAGGUGCUGGGAGAGUGUCGGGUGAUUUGUCUGGAAACGCAAUGGAGCUUUUUGCACGUACCGGUAACCAGCAGCAACAGGUGCUUAAUCAGACUUCUGGUGGCCAAGGAAAUCAUAUUAUGCGUUCCGGUGUAUUGUCAGGUGCGCACCAAACGGGUGACCAGGUACCCAACCAAGUGAUCCAAAUUUUGCAGCAACAACAUUCUGCCACCCAAGCACCAAGACAACAGGAAUUGCCGAGUACAUCCCAAAAUGAUCCGGUACACCAAGCGAUUGCAUCAUUACAACAGCAAUUUCAGCAGCAGCCUUUUAGCAACCAGGGUUCUGGUCAUCAGGAGGCUCCCAGUUCUGGGCCAAGCGAAUCAUCGGCAAAUUCCCAGCUCGAGGAGCAGCUCCGUCGACUCCUCGGACUAGAACAUCAGCCACAGGAGGUUGGUAACCAGCCCACUGGUCGUCAAGUUGAAACCCGAGCACCGCAGCCGCAUUUGCCCUCUGAUCAUCAAAGUCGAGAGCCGCGACAGCAACUCUCAUCUGGAAAUCAGAUGACAGAAGAAGAACAGCUUCGUCAAUCCUUGCUCAACCAAUUGCAUAUGCUGCAGAACUCGGCACCACCGAACCCACAGCCGAAUUUGGUAACCCAGCAGCAAUCGCAGCAGAGAUUUUCCCUACGAGGCCCACAAGCGCAACUGCUGCAACGCUUGGCAGCAACGCCAAUUCCGCAGCAAAACUCUGCGCAGGCGUCUCAACAUUUUUUGCAACCGCAGCCGCAGCAUACCGGUAUCCUCGCUGCCCGGGCUCCACAAGCGCAAGUAGAAGCUCAGUUGCAGCAUGGCUUGGCCGCACAACCGCCAUCGCAGCACAGCUUUGCUCAUCGGGCUCCACAACCGCAAGCACAGCAGAAUUUGUCACAGAUCCAGCAGAUGCUGUCACUCGUAUCCAACCAACAAGCUGUCGGCACAACGGACACUCCAGGACUAGCUUCGGCCCAAGCUCAAGUUCAAGCUCAUCGUCCGGUUCCUCCGAAUCAAGGCAAUAGCACCACGAAUCAAGCCGUGUCUUCUAUACUCUCUUCUCUUGUCAAUCCAAGUGCGGGGACUACCAUAAACGUCGGUGCCACCGGUGGGCAAGGUAAUGCCAGAAACGGCGAGGAGAUCCUUCGCCUGCUGUACGAGGGGAGCGAUGCGGGCACCCAGGAAGAAAUCCUUCGGCUGCUCUAUGCAAGAGACGGGAAUGGGUAUCCUCCACCUCCGCGUCCUCCGCAUCCACCCUAGGUCACACAAUCGCUACAGGCCUGCUUCAUGGUAGAAAGAAGGAGCUGCCUGAAGGUCUCUGGCUCCACCUAAAAGAGCUGCAAGGCCAGAGAAGCUUUGGUUGCAGGGGCGCCCUAGGUAUAAGGUGCUUUUCACAAGCUACAAGUUGUCUCUCCCAAGCCACAAGCUCCACGGAGCCUUUUGAUGUGCUUUACAAAGUUAUUUAUGUUGUGGCAAGCUCAAGUUCGCAGAUUGCUUGGUUUGGUGUAGCCCAGGCGUCUCUACGUGUCCACUCCGCUACAGUCCGCCUUGCAAAACCAACGUAGUUUUUGAGGCUGCAGAGACCGACCGAUUCUGUAGUGUCGGUGGACCACAGCGGGCAAAGUACUUGGGAAGCUGGGCUCUAUCUGAAGAGCUAUCUGAAGUGCCUUCCUUACUGGCUUAGUCUGCUAUUUAUGCAUACUAAUAGUUCCUCCACUCCUUCCAAGGUGGUCAAAUCUGAGGAAAGGGAAGUAAUUCCCCAACUCCUUGUGGAUUACCCUAUGGGACUCACCAGUCCUGAGCGUGACCUACUUAGUCACUAGUCGUGACUCAGUACAAGUCCACGUGAGUCACUACCGUUUUUCCUUUCCCUCAAAUUCCUCUCCUUGGAGGCUUCCUUUAUUUGACUUGAAAGGGAGGCAGGGAAUUCCGCGAAGGAAUAGCAGACCAAGCUCACGGGUGGCAGGUCAGCUUGGGAUCCGUGGAAAGAAGCAGAGAAAAGCAGAGAAGCAGGCCCUGCCAGGCCCCGUCAUACAUGUAGCCCUUGCAUCCCCCUACCAAACGGACAUUGGCGAUUCGAGCUCAGAGAGUAAAUUUACUUGAAUCAGUCACUCUUUGCUGAAAUCGUAUGAAAAUUGCCAAAUGGUGCGAUCUGGUGGACUUUUUGAACCACAUUCAGUGCAAUCAUAAAGCGGGACUGAAUCCGGGACUAACAGGCACCUUUAGAGGCCUUUCAGACGCAGCCCACUUCACGGUGAGUUUUAACGAACUGUUAACGUUGGCUUAAGUCCUGACUCGACUCGACCGCGAAAGAGCCUUGAAGCAAUGCUGGUACGGUGGUACCGUGCAUUUGUUUGGUUUGGCAAGUCAAAAAUAAAACGUUUUGAUUGAAAAUUGGUAGAAAAUAGUUAACAAAUAAAGUUUGAAAUUAGGAAGGUUGAAAAA